Messenger RNA from Cheilinus undulatus (humphead wrasse), 2118 nucleotides. RefSeq names its product G-protein coupled receptor 84-like. Gene Ontology annotation, cellular component: membrane. Gene Ontology annotation, molecular function: urotensin II receptor activity. The record is from RefSeq and is a predicted model, not a curated record. Lineage: Eukaryota; Metazoa; Chordata; Actinopteri; Labriformes; Labridae. Gene Ontology annotation, biological process: neuropeptide signaling pathway. The transcript has 2 exons. The coding region runs from base 83 to 1264 and encodes 393 amino acids.
GUAAGAAGCUGACAGAUCACAGCAGAGAAUGACACUGCUUUACAUCGACUAGGCAGGGCAGCAGAAAUCAUCAGAUUUCAGAAUGCUGAUGAACCACACAAACCAAACAGAGGAUGACCUCUUCUCCUGCUACAGUCCCUCAGUCGUUGGCUACAGAUAUUUUGCUGUGGUGUGGGGUUGUGCUGUGACCAUCGUUGGUACGCUGGGGAAUCUGAUGACCAUUCUAGCCUUCACCUCAGACACUCGCCUGCGGACUCGCUUCAAUGUACUCAUCAUCAACCUGGCUAUAGCUGACCUCCUGUACUGCACCAUACUGCAGCCCAUCUCAGUUGACUCCUAUCUGCACCUACGGUGGCGCAGUGGCCAGCUCUGGUGCAGGAUCUUUGGGCUGCUCCUCUUCCUCUCCAACUCUGUGUCCAUCAUCACCCUGUGCCUGAUAGCAUUUAGCAGAUACCUCCUGGUGGCAAAAAGGGCUAUGUUUGACCGUGUCUUUUCCAAUUAUGGUCUUACCUUACUCCUGAUCUCAGUGUGGGCAUUAGGUCUAGCCAGCUUUGGCCCACUCUGGUCUGUUUUUGUGUUUGUGCCACAUGUGUGCACAUGCAGCUUUCAUCGGACAAGAGGCCGUCCUUACACCACUGUCCUACUUUUUUUCUACUUCUGUGUUGGUCUGGGUUGUGUUGGCAUAUUUUAUCUCCUUAUAUACAGACGUGUCAGGACUGCAUCACAGGCGCUGCUCCGCUACAGAUUCAGCCGCCGUUCAUCUAGAAAAAAGCCUGCUUUUUCUUCUCAUGCAACUGAUGACAGUGGCGUAGAGAGUAGCACUGCAUGUAGCACUGAACUGAGCAGCCAGGCAGCACAAUCUGAAAAUAAGACUGAGGUCACCAGCAAAGAGAGCUCUGCUAAGGCCCUAGAUUCAUCCCAGGCUAAAAAUUCUUCCUCUAAUAUUGUUGCUGCCACACCUACCCCAACCACGUCAGCAUCAUCAGGAGAUGAUAAUGAAUUUAAGCGCGUGACACGCAUGUGCUUUGCAGUUUUUCUGUGUUUUGUGGUCUGCUUUCUUCCUUUUAUUUUGAUCAACAUAGUCGAUAAACAGAACCGUGCACCGCAGGUAUUGCACAUGGUCAGUGCAAACCUUACCUGGCUCAACAGCUGUAUUAAUCCAAUCCUCUAUGUUGUCAUGAACAGACAGUUUCGACAGGCCUAUCAUGUGUUGCUCACCAAAGCUGCUACACCAUUUACCUGCCUAUGGAGAAGACAGCAGUGAAACUUUCUGUAACUUAAACUUGCUUGGUAUCAGUCGCAAUACAGUCCAGUAUGACAGUCUUCAGACAGCUAAAACACAGCUGACAUUCAGCAUUAAAAAUAUUUAUAUAAUGAACAAAAUUACAGUUUGAGUUUAAUGGAGAAGCAUUUUAAAAACGCUGAUAUGAUGAGCUCUUUAUGAAAUUUUGAUACAUUUCAAAAAGCACACAGUGAAUGUUUCUGAUUACACAGUAUUUGUAUGAGAAGUCUGAGCAACCCUCAGCUUUCAUGGGUGAUCUAAUAAAAUUUUAGUUUUUUACAUAACAAAGGAAACCUACCACGGUGAUAGUCGUAACAGGAUGUUUCCGUCCUUCACAACAUGAGUUUUAUAAGUAUUUCCUAAACCUCUGACACCUCAGCCUCAGUUACUUCACCUCCUAAAUGUUGAUUUACAAGAAAUAGCUCAUUUUAUCUGAAAGUGGUGACUAAGGCAGCAUUUCCUGUUUCAACUUGUCCCCUGUUCAAUAAUCAAGUUUUAUUGCAGCGCUUUAAAAGAAUGGGAGCGAUGAAUCAGAGUACCCUCCGCCUCAGGAAAAGUUAAACACCCUGAGAUAAUGGUGCAUUACAAUGGCUAACAGCAAACCUCAACCUGAUACGGGCUAAUUCUAAAUGGCUCUCUUUUUAUUGUUUUUUUUUGUUUGUUUGUUUGUUUUUACAUUUUUCACUAAUCAGGUAUUGCACUCUUCAGCUCUUAUGCAAUUUUCAACCAUUUUAUUCUUUUUAGCUACUUAUACUUAUGUGCUAUUUUCAGCUAUUUCACUAUUUUAUGCAAUUUUUUGGAGAUUUUUUAUGCCAUUUUCAGCUAUUUUUAUGCUA